Molecule: messenger RNA, 3204 nt
Organism: Rhododendron vialii
Lineage: Eukaryota; Viridiplantae; Streptophyta; Magnoliopsida; Ericales; Ericaceae
Product: putative GTP diphosphokinase RSH1, chloroplastic
Exons: 24
Coding region: 335-2902 (855 amino acids)
Biological process (GO): guanosine tetraphosphate metabolic process
Source: RefSeq, a predicted model, not a curated record
UAUCUCCAUCAUACGGCGUUUGUGUGGCACAGGCCUUCCCUGAACUCAUCUCUCUCUCUCUCUCUCUCUCUCUUUCUCUCUCUAGAUUAUCUCUUCACCAUCUUCGUCCCCGCUCAUCGAUUGCCAACCCUUCGCAAAUAUUGCCACAUAAUUUAUCCGAAAUCAAAGUGGCACAAGACAAUCAUUACUACUCUCUCUCCGCUCACAGCCGAAUACGAAUCGUUUGAACGUAUGUAGUAUUGGUUCGAAUCAAUGAGCUUUCAAUUUGAGUGUUUUCGGUUUUCUUCAACGCUCAUUAGUUCGUUUCGAUGAGAUUGCUCCGUUCCAAUGCGUCAUGAUAGGGAUGGCUUGUGCUCCUUCAAUGUCAGUUUCUGUGGAAUGUGUGAACGUAUGUAAGUUUUCGAUAGGGGAUGGGAGUGGUAGAUACGACUGUAGUGCCCUAUCUUGCGCGUGGAAGGCUCCGAGGGCAUUGACUGGGUUUCUGGCAAGCACUGCACAUUCUCCUCAGUGUUCGGUCUCGCCGAAUCAAAGAACUGGGAGAAGGAAUCGCUUCAAAUCUAGAUGUGAAGCAUCUCAUAUGGGGAGCUGGUACUGCACUGAAGCUUCUGAGUUUGUACUUCCAGGAAGACUCUUAAGAUCAAGUUUGGUUCAUGUUGGUUGUGGAAAAUGGAGAAUUUGUUGUUCUUCUCCAUCUUCUUCAGCAUCCUAUGAGGAGGUUUCACCUGAAAAGUUAUGGGAGGAUCUGAAACAAACUAUUUUGUACCUUCCAGCAAAAGAGUUGGAAUUGGUGCGCAAGGCUCUGAAUCUAGCUUUUGAGGCACAUGAUGGCCAGAAAAGACGCAGUGGAGAGCCCUUUAUCAUACACCCUGUUGAAGUAGCACGUAUUCUAGGAGACCUGGAGUUGGAUUGGGAGUCAAUUGCUGCUGGUUUGUUACACGACACAGUUGAGGAUACAAAUGUUGUUACUUUUGAAAGAAUAGAGAAGGAAUUCGGUCCUAUUGUCCGCCGCAUUGUAGAAGGAGAGACUAAGGUGUCCAAACUUGGAAAACUCAAGUGUGAGAGUGAAAACGAUUCAGUACAAGACGUUAAAGCUGAUGACCUCCGGCAGAUGUUUCUAGCAAUGACAGAGGAGGUCCGUGUUAUAAUUGUUAAAUUAGCAGACAGAUUGCAUAAUAUGCGCACUCUUUCACAUAUGCCUCAGCAUAAGCAGGUCAGCAUUGCGAAAGAGACGCUACAAGUAUUUGCUCCCCUAGCAAAACUUCUAGGGAUGUACCAAAUUAAGUCUGAACUUGAGAAUUUAUCCUUCAUGUACACAAAUGCUCAAGAAUAUGCAAAAGUCAAGAGUAGAGUUGCAGAGCUCUACAAGGAGCACGAGAAGGAACUCGUAGAGGCGAACAAAAUUUUGAUGGAGAAGAUUGAGGAUGAUCGAUUCUUAGACCUUGUGAGUGUGAAAACUGCAGUUCGAUCUGCAUGCAAGGAGCCUUACAGUAUCUACAGAGCUGUACAUAAAUCUGAAGGUUCAAUAAGUAAAGUCAACCAAGUUGCACAGCUUCGGAUCAUUAUAAAACCAAAGCCAUGCGUUGGAGUCGGGCCUUUGUGUAGUGCUCAGCAGGUCUGUUACCAUGUCCUCGGGCUAUUACAUGGAAUUUGGACCCCUAUACCUCAAUCUAUGAAAGAUUAUAUUGCGACUCCAAAACCUAAUGGGUAUCAGAGUCUUCAUACAACAGUAAUUCCAUUUCUUUAUGAGAGCAUGUUUCAGCUAGAAGUUCAGAUAAGAACUGAAGAGAUGGAUCUGAUAGCAGAGAGAGGCAUUGCUACCCAUUAUAGUGGGAAGGUUUUGGUUAACGGUUCCCUCAGGAUUGGUUGGCUCAAUGCAAUUAGGGAAUGGCAAGAGGAAUUUGUUGGAAACAUGAGUUCCAGAGAAUUUGUAGACACUAUCACCAGAGAUCUUUUAGGUAGCCGUGUCUUCGUGUUUACUCCAAAGGGAGAGAUUAAAAAUCUUCCCAAGGGGGCAACUGCCAUUGACUAUGCCUACAUGAUACACACUGAAAUUGGCAACAAAAUGGUCGCUGCAAAGGUCAAUGGUAUCCGUGUUUGUCCCUCUCAUGUACUUGCAAAUGCUGAAGUUGUUGAGAUAAUAUCCUAUGAUGCACUCUCAAACAAAACAGCAUUCCAAAGACAUACAGAGUGGCUGAAAUAUGCUAAAACACGAAGUGCCAGACACAAAAUUAAGAAGUUUUUGAUGGAGCAAGCUGCACUAUCGGCAACGGAAAUAACAGAAGAUAGAGUAAAUGAAUUUGUUACCGAUCCCAAGGAGGAUAGCAAAGUAGAAAGGCUCUCAGAUUAUUCCAAAGGAAGCUCCUACAACUGGGAGAAGAUCGUCAGGAAUGUUGUUGAAACCAGCAAAGAUACUUUCCAAGUCCGUGGUAGCAUUCAGGACCCCAAGGUCAAUGGGAAACAUAACAAGCAUAUGCAGCACGUGAGUUUGAAGGCCACAGGAGAGGUUUUAUUUCAGGGAAAUGGUGUAGGUGAAAUGAUACUUGCAAAUAUUCCCAUGUACAAAGAAGUCUUGCCCAGUCUGAACCGCUGGCAAGCUGACAAGGUUGCAUCUUGGCACAACCUUGAAGGGCAUUCCAUUCACUGGUUCUGUGUGGUGUGUAUUGAUCGAACAGGCAUAAUGGCUAAGAUUACAACAGCAUUGGCAGCAGUAGGCAUUACAAUAUGUGCUUGUGCGCAGGCAGAGAUGGAUAGAGGAAGAGGGAUGGCAGUCAUGUUAUUCCAUAUUGACGGACGCCUGGAUUGCUUGGUUAAUGUUUGUUCAGAGGUAGAUCUAAUGAAUGGUGUUUUGGGGUGGUCCGUGGGUUGCAGCUGGCCUGAAAGCCAACAAUUUCUAGAAUGCUAAUCAAUUGGUGCAGCUGGCAACUGAAUAAUUAACCCGGCUAGCAGAGGCUGGGGUGUGAAGUUUUGUCCUCUUGUAAAGAUCUGAGAUCUGGGUAAGCGGUAGAUAGAUUGGUAAUUACUUCUUUGAGUUUCUCCUUUUAUUUGUUGGAUACUGGUGACUAAGAGAAGCAGCCACCAAUUUGAUGUAGUCUGUGGAGUCGGGGGUUGUAUAUAGAGCGGACUAAUAGUUUUUGAAAUAUACUUGUAAAGAUACUUGCAAGAAGAGGAGACUUAAUCAUUUAUACAAAAGGUUUAUACACGACA